UGGGUCGUAGCCGCAGGCUUUGCUAAGACUCGCUCGCGUGGGCUGCCCGCGGCGGGCCCGCAGUGGCCGCGGCGGCAUGAAGGGCGCUCUGGGGAGUCCCGUGGCCGCGGCCGCCGCCGGCUCCGCGAUGCAGGAGAGUUUCGGCUGCGUAGUGGCCAACCGCUUCCACCAGCUGCUGGACGACGAGUCGGACCCGUUCGACAUCCUGCGCGAGGCCGAGCGCCGGCGCCAGCAGCAGCUGCAGCGCAAGAGGCGCGACGAGGCGGCGGCGGCGGCGGCUGGGGCCAGCAGCCGCGGCGGCAGAAGCCCGGCCGGGGCCUCAGGCUACAGACCCGGCGCGGGCGGCUGCCGGAGGGAGUCCCAGAAGGAGCGCAAGAGCCUCCCGGCUCCCGGCGCGCAGCAGCCGGACAGCCCCGGGGGCGGCCCGCAGCCGCCCGGCCAGAAGCGAACUCCCAGAAGAGGGGAGCAGCAAGGAUGGAAUGAUACCCGGGGCACAGAGGUGACACUUGAUAGAGCCGAGCGGAGAUCCUACAGGGAAUAUCGACCCUAUGAGACUGAGAGGCAGGCAGACUUUACAGCUGAGAAGUUCACAGAUGAAAAGCCAGUCGAUAGGUUCGAUCGAGACAGGCCACUGAGAGGACGUGGAGGCCCCAGAGGGGGGAUGCGAAGCAGAGGCAGAGGUGGUCCAGGGAACAGAGCUUUUGACACUUUUGACUACAGAGGAAAACGAGACUUUGAAAGAUAUGGUGGGACUGAUAAAAUAGCAAUCAGAACCGAAGACAACAUGGGUGGAUGUGGAGUUCGUACCUGGGGAUCAGGUAAAGAUACCAGUGACAUGGAGCAGACUGCACCCAUGGAGGAGUCCACAGCGAUGGAGGAGUCCCAGGGCACCCUGGAAGAGGAAUCUCCAGCCAAAGUUCCUGACUUGGAGGUAGAAGAAGAAACUCAAGUUCAAGAGAUGACCUUAGAUGAGUGGAAAAAUCUUCAAGAACAGACCAGACCAAAGCCUGAGUUUAACAUCCGGAAACCAGAAUCUACUGUUCCUUCCAAAGCAGUGGUGAUUCACAAGUCAAAAUACAGAGAUGACAUGGUAAAGGAUGACUAUGAAGAUGAUUCCCACGUCUUCCGGAAAGCCACCAAUGACAUCACAUCCCAGUUGGAGAUUAAUUUUGGUAACCUCCCUCGUCCCGGGCGUGGAGCCAGAGGUGGCACCCGGGGAGGCCGGGGAAGGAUCAGAAGGGCAGAGAACUAUGGACCCAGAGCAGAAGUGGUGAUACAAGACGUUGCUCCCAACCCAGAUGACCCUGACCACUUUCCUGCUCUGGCAUGAGAGGGCCGAGCCCUGUUUCCCUGGCGACCGAGCAGGGUCCGCGUACCUGUGAAGAGACUUUUCUUGCUGUGGGAAGAGAGUCAGACUCUAAGAACAAUAGAUGUUGCUUUUCCCUGUCGUGUGAAUUUGUUGCACUUUUUUGGUCUGAGGGGAGUGGGCUAGAGGAGCUUCUCCAGAGGCUCGCGCAGGCACUUCCUGCCAGGGGGUCAGGUCAGCCCUUUCCCAGGAAGGUGCGGAAUGGUGGCUGU
Messenger RNA from Propithecus coquereli (Coquerel's sifaka), 1578 nucleotides. It is a transcript of the gene HABP4, whose product is annotated as hyaluronan binding protein 4. Gene Ontology annotation, biological process: positive regulation of RNA splicing; positive regulation of translational initiation. Gene Ontology annotation, molecular function: RNA binding. Gene Ontology annotation, cellular component: nucleus; cytoplasm. Lineage: Eukaryota; Metazoa; Chordata; Mammalia; Primates; Indriidae. The record is from RefSeq and is a predicted model, not a curated record. Bases 77 to 1330 code for a protein of 417 amino acids. The transcript is spliced from 8 exons.